Molecule: messenger RNA, 447 nt
Organism: Leishmania braziliensis MHOM/BR/75/M2904
Lineage: Eukaryota; Euglenozoa; Kinetoplastea; Trypanosomatida; Trypanosomatidae
Product: nucleolar protein family a member-like protein
Exons: 1
Coding region: 1-447 (148 amino acids)
Biological process (GO): snRNA pseudouridine synthesis; ribosome biogenesis; rRNA pseudouridine synthesis
Cellular component (GO): box H/ACA snoRNP complex
Molecular function (GO): box H/ACA snoRNA binding
Source: RefSeq, a predicted model, not a curated record
AUGUCGCACGAGGGGCAGGCAAAUGCGACGGAGGAAUACGAUUACGAUCGAGAGCUCUACCGCUGCCCCAUCUCAUGGCCCAUCACCUCCGACAAGCCCAAGAUGACCAAGAAGGUGUACUCCCUCAUCAAGAAGAGCGUCACGGCAAAUAAAAAGAAGGGUAUCGUGAAAGGCAUAAAGGACGUCACCAAGGCGAUUCGAAAAGGCCAGAAGGGGAUCCUGGUGCUCGGCGCCGACGCGUCUCCCUACGAUGUGGUCUCGCACUUCCCAGUCAUGGCCGAGGAAGCGAAGAUCCCUUACGUGUGGGUACCUUCGCGCCAGGACCUCGGCACGGCCACCCAGUGCAAGCGUGCCACCUCCGUGGUGCUGCUGAAGGUCAACGAGGUGCUCAAGCCGAGCUAUGACAAAAUCGUGCUCGCUAUCGAGGAUCUCAACUCGGAGGAGUAG